GCUCGCAGAGUGGAGCUCGCACAUCGUCGGUCGUCGGGAUGUCGAUGACUCGCGUGGCGCGCCCUUGUACACUAGGGUGCUCGUGUCUCCCAAGUACAAUUGAUCGGACCCGUUGGCUGCUGUACUGCUAUAUACACUGGUUGUAGCUUCUCAAACUCUUAUCGCAUCGGGCGUGGAGAAUUUUACUGGAGCAUCCACUCCACCGUCACUCCCUUCCUCCCUAACUUUUUAUCUCCUCUCCUCUCCUCUCUCCAAUCCUUUCUCCUCUUAUCUCAUUCUACUCCACUCUAUUCCACUAUUCUACCCUCUAAUCUCCCGUUUACGAUAAAAAAACAUUCCUAAAAAUUUUAUUAAAAAUCAACAAGUUACCGGGCCGCUAAAAAUCCAGUUUUAUUUUUUUUUAUCGGAAAAUUUUCUAAUGUGAAAAUUUGUGUGAAUACAAAUUUAAUGUUGCUAUUUAAAGACCCGGAAAAAUAACAAUCAUUGCAUUGGUAGUGGUGACACUACUCGGAUAAUCUGUAGUUGUGUACAGUAACAAUACAGGGUUCAUAUACUUAGUACAUAGUAGUUUUACUACCGUUGAAUCACUGGGGUACACACGAGGGUAGUUCUACGUUCUACGUCGUACUGCAUCCGCGUGCUAGAAUUUUAUGUCACAACAGUCCGAGUUCGCUUGAGAUCAACACACUUUUACUUGUUAUGAUAUAAAUUAUAAAAGUUUUUAAGUAGUUUCUGAGGUUCUAGUGGUUUGAUGUUUGGUGAUGAUUGUAAAUUGAGGGUGUGUUUUUGUGAGAUUCAAGCGGGGGUGGUUUUAUGGCGACUGACUGGGCUAUUCUGGCUCCAGAACAAGUAGUGAAAUAUUGCCAGAGUGAAAAAGACUAUUUGGGAUCCGAGUUUGGAGGGUCAGAGAUCCCCAGGAGGAUGCAGACAAUCUUAGGGUCCUUCCCGCUUAAUAUUGCCCGAGCCGUAGAAUGCUUCGGUAGAAUGCUUACGCUAAACCUUAAAUUAAUGACAAUGAAGCUGCGACAAAUGCAAUUCGAAAUUUCAUGAGUCACUUGUGAAGAAAAACACCGAGCACUCGAUCACCGGGAGAACUUCUGUGCCGACUAGACGAAAUGAUAAAUAAUUCUCCAUCCAACCUCGGCCUCUGAAAGGGCUCCGGGAGAGGAGUAAGACUAAGAUACAGAGACAUGUGUCUUUAAUAAUCCAUCACCGGAUAGGAACCUAUUUUUGAAUCUUUUCACGUACCUGCUCGGAAGCUGGAAGUGAAGGCUUGCACAGCCCCAAUGUGUGCUCUUUAGAAUUUCACGGACGGCUCCUGACAAUCUGCCGAGGGAGGAACUCAAAAACAGGGAUAAAAAUAUAGACAAAGAAAAUAACCGAGGGUAAAAGGGGGAGAAAGAAGAAAAAAACAAAGGCCGAGAGAGGCAAGACAAAGGACUUAAUAACUCGGGGGUUGAAAGAGAUAAAAAACAUGGGAGAAAGUUCACCUGAUCUGAGUCUUCGGCUUCGCCGCGGAAGCUCCGAUUCACGUGACUCUUUUUAUAUGGAUUUUGCACAGGGUAUAGACUCAGAUAUUGAAGAAGUAACAAGACCUAGAGAAAAUCACAUCGAUGAAAACCACCUUGGGGAAGAGGAAAUAGAGGAGAAUUUUCCGCCAUUGGACGAUAUUUGCACGACGAUACCUGAGGAAGCCUCUGAAGAAUUGCGAGAAGAAGAGGAAGAAGAAGCAGCUGCCGCGGCGGCAGCAGCAGCCGCCCUGGAGGCCGCUAGGGAAACUUCCGACUCGUCAGUAAUUUCCGGCCAUGGGAAAAUGCAAAAACGAGCCCAAAACCAAAACGAUUGGCCGGGACUUCCGGCGGCAUUACCAUCGCCAGCAUCGCCCUCAGCAGUAAUAGUAUCACCGGAAACACUAUCAAGAAAUAGCAGUACUUCACCGUCCCGUACACAUGCAGUCGGACAAUUUGCGUUGGCCCUGCCCUGCCCUCCGCGGCCAAUCCCGGCUGUCUGCUAUCCGGCCCCGACCUUCAUCGAGGUCGCCGAUGAUGCCAACAACAAGCACCUAGGAGCAUAUGCAUUAGCAACAACCCUAAGUGCGCUUUACGGGAAACUGUUAGUGGUAAUGGGAAUUGCAUUUCCUAUGUCCGAGGUGAUAUCAUCGUACAUACCGCCUUCGUUUUACGAGGCAUUCUACCUCUACUUGUAUUUCGGCAGCAUGCUUUUUCUACUUUGUAUGCAUUCACUUAUGCUGAUCGACGGUAAACCAAAGCAAAAACACGAUACUAAAGAAAUAAGUGAUUUAGACUCAAGUAGAUCCUCAAGUGGUGCCGGGGACAGCGAUUCGCCGAACAAUGACUACAAUCCUAGCAUAUCAAAACUAAACCAGCAUUACGGCAGUUUUUACCUGCGAAUGGGCGCUGUGGCUUUUGGAAUUGGCUCGAUGAUUUACUCUGGGCUAGAAUUUGGACAAUACUUUGAGCUCGAGAGAAACACCAAGUGCCACAAUAUUAUGCUGGCACUUACUCCUGCCACGCGGAUGGCUUUUAUAUUCAUUCAAAUGUACUUCAUUUUCUUGAACAAUCAGCAAAUGAAAGUUUCUUCACAUCGACUGCUCGCACGCUUCGGACUCAUGCACAUGAUUGGUACCAACCUAUCGGUUUGGCUUAAUGUCCUUGUUCAGGAGACUAAGCAUGAAAUCCUCACGUUCUAUAACCCGGAAAAUAAUUCCUUGAAAAUUUCUCAUCGACUUGGAGCGAAAGGAAUUCAUUUAGGCGGACAUACGCAUUCACACCACGGUGAGAAUGUCCGCGUAUCUCGAGGAUUAAAGGGCCCGCACCACAUGUUCGAAUGUCGGCGAACAAAUAUCAUGGGUUCGUUGGUCCAAGACGCGAGUCCUUUUCUAUUUCCUUGCACCAUUGAGUACAGUUUAAUUUGCGCCGCUAUCCUGUACGUCAUGUGGAAAAACAUCGCGAAACAGCGAUCGAGCACUAAUCUACCGACCGGAACUACCGGUAAUCACGUUCACGCCCACGCUUACAGACGAUCGCCGCACUACUACAGCGUGGACUGCGCCCGCGCUCACAAAGGUCUAUUCGUAGGAAUCCUAAUCCUCGUGCUAACAAUAAUCUCAUUAAUCCUCUUCUUCGUGUUAAUUUCCCGAUCAGAGCUCGUGAGUUUUGCCGUGACCGAAGUGAACGUCUGCGAGCUGACUCUCUACGGAAUGUCGACGGUGGCGACUCUGAUUGGGAUGAUCCAGAUGCGACGACUGAGGUACGACGGAGCUCGGAACUUGGAGCUGGACAACAUCCUGCUGAUCGCCGCACAAACUGGGAUGUUCAUCUACUCGACGUUCACGAUAAUAAGCGGGUACUUCACUCUCGAGAGGAACACGAUCCUCGUCUUGGUGACGGCCCUGGCCAGCGUAAUUCAAACUACCUUCCAGACAAUCUUUAUUCUCGACGCGUCAAGAAGGUCUGUCUCCUCCCCCGAGCAAAUUAGGCGCAAGCCUGGCCGCGAAAUUGUCACUUUUUUGCUAGUGACAAAUCUUGCGAUGUGGGCGAUAAAUACUUUGGAAAAAUCUCGCGCGGAAUCGCAUCCAGUUCAGCUGCACUUUUACGGCCUGUGGGCCUGGACGAUAAUCACACACGUGUCGAUGCCCCUCGCGAUUUUCUACCGGUUCCACAGCACUGUCUGUCUCUGCGAGGUGUGGAAGAGAGCUUACAAAGUUAAGCCGACAUACAUGUGACGCAAGAAAAAAUCCAAGGGGACCAUGACUAGAGUUGUUACGCAAGAGUCUUUUAGUUCUUGUCAAUUGCACCGCAAUAUUGCGCGUCUUGAUGCUAUUAACGAAAACGACCCGACUUAUUUCAUGUGAUUGUAAUUUUACUGAUAAUUAUUAUUAUUAUUGAUAUUAUUAUUAUUAUUAUAGAGUUGCGUGUUUGUUUGACUCAGGAAGCAAUAAAUUAUUUAUUAUUAUUUUUACACGUUAAAUUACUGGUCUGGAGGAAGAAAAUAUUUUUUUUAAUUAUUUUCUUGAGUGAAAAAAAAAGUUUUUUUGACACAAGAAAUUUCAUUUAUU
Messenger RNA from Cotesia glomerata, 4078 nucleotides. Its product is annotated as proton channel OtopLc-like. The transcript is spliced from 10 exons. NCBI's taxonomy places the organism in Eukaryota, Metazoa, Arthropoda, Insecta, Hymenoptera, Braconidae. Gene Ontology annotation, molecular function: proton channel activity. The record is from RefSeq and is a predicted model, not a curated record. The coding region runs from base 1475 to 3745 and encodes 756 amino acids. Gene Ontology annotation, cellular component: membrane. Gene Ontology annotation, biological process: proton transmembrane transport.